UUUCAUAAUAAUCUUUUUUACACAUAGCUUGAUGUAUCAUGUUCAAAACAUUAUAACAAAUCAAAGUUGAUCUAUGUUGAUAGUAAAUUAGUAAUUGUAGUUGUACCAGAACUGCUGCUCUAUUAUUUACCAGAACUGCUGCUCUACAAGCCUGGUUGUGCCACAUUGGUAGUUGAAAAGCAACUAUGUGUAUUUUAAUGUUAUUAUCAUUAGUACAAAAUUAUACAUUUAACAUACAUCAGUGGUAUAUGUGCAAAGUAUGUAUUAAAAAUGUAUGGAUCAACUCACAUUAAUCAAUCAAACAACCAUUUUAAAAUGGAAAAUGAACGCAUUAGAUUACCACCUGUUGGUAGGAAGUUAUCUGCAUCUCAAAAAAAUGUGUUUGACAAUACAAUGAAGCUUGUUAAGAUCAUGGAAAACACAACCCAAGCUAUAAGAGGACAGUUAAGAGAUACUCAAACUUAUGAGGAACUUUAUGCAUUAAAAAAAAGUCCAAGAAUUUCAGUACGGUUAUCAGAAAGAGUUUUUUUUAUUACUAUUUUUUGGCAGAUUUUAUGUGUCAUUAUACUGGAAGUGAUUGAUAUAUUUCACCUAAAAAAAGGAGAAUAUCAGAGCUAUUAUAUUGCGGAGAUAGCUGUUAUGGUGGUUUUUCAAUUUACAAAUUUAGUUUGUUCAAUAAUUUUAAAAGUAAAGCUGACCAAGCAAUAUAUUCAUAAAACUGCAACAACAAAGUUUUUGCUACAGUCUUACUUAUCUUCUCUGUUUCUGUUUGCAGGAAUUUAUUCGUUUGUUGCUCAUGUUUUGCCAGAGUCUUUUUCUAAUGUUAGAAUCAAACAUGGUGAAAGUUUAUAUGCGUUAGGAUUAUAUUUACAAAUGUUGUUUACAUCAAUAUCUACAGGAACACUGUGUGGUUCUUCCUCUAUAGUAGCAAUUCAUUGGUUUCCUGAGAUUGUUAUGGGGUUUCAGAUGAUACUAAGCUUCAUAUAUUUUGGUUCGAUCAUAUCACAAGUUGUCAGUCCGACACUAAGAGAGAUGAACACCUUUGACGGCUUAACUGUAACUAUAGAAAAAUAACAUAUAUUUGCAUAGAAAUUUCAGAAAAAAUUGUUUUUU
This is a messenger RNA of Hydra vulgaris (swiftwater hydra), 1113 nucleotides long. RefSeq lists its product as uncharacterized. The record is from RefSeq and is a predicted model, not a curated record. NCBI's taxonomy places the organism in Eukaryota, Metazoa, Cnidaria, Hydrozoa, Anthoathecata, Hydridae.